Molecule: messenger RNA, 6162 nt
Organism: Girardinichthys multiradiatus
Lineage: Eukaryota; Metazoa; Chordata; Actinopteri; Cyprinodontiformes; Goodeidae
Gene: camsap1a
Product: calmodulin regulated spectrin-associated protein 1a
Exons: 20
Coding region: 365-5047 (1560 amino acids)
Biological process (GO): cytoplasmic microtubule organization; neuron projection development; negative regulation of microtubule depolymerization
Cellular component (GO): microtubule minus-end
Molecular function (GO): microtubule minus-end binding; calmodulin binding; spectrin binding
Source: RefSeq, a predicted model, not a curated record
UGACGGUAACACCCGUCCCCAUAGAUACAGGCUCCUGCAACAGGGCUGCCCGAGCACCGGUAGACCUCUGUCUGGAGCAAUGACAGCUUCAGCAUGAAGCAGGCCGUGUUUACGCUUUCAAUAUUCCUCGAAGACGUACUCCCGGAUGGUUGCCAAUCAGAUUUGUUACUACUGGAUUAACGACCAUCCACCGCCAGCUACAGCUUUACCCCGAGAGGCCGGAGAUUUGUAUCGCGGGACAGGGAGGAGUCUCCCGUUAUUCCACAGUUAGCUGGAGGAGCCAGGCCCAGCAUGACGGCGCUUUAACAUUACACCUGUCUGAAAAGCUGAGGCUGUGAACGGGACGCAAAUGUGCUCUUAGAAGAUGGAUGUGAGUGCUGGCAGGGACAGCACCUGGAGGAGAACAGCAGCAGCUGAUGAUGAUGAUGAGGACGAUGGAGAAGGAGGAGCAGGAGGAGACAUGGAGGCUCAGGUUGUACCACUGGAGCUCUACGACUGCGCUAGGGCCAAAAUAGAAGCAAAUCUCUGCUGGUUGUUUGCCAAAGCCUAUGGCAUAGAUCACAUCCCUUCGGAUCUUCGCGACCCAUUCUAUACAGACCAGUAUGAGCAGGAGCACAUCAAGCCCCCGAUCAUUUACCUGCUGCUAUCUGGAGAGCUCUACAGCCGGGUGUGUGGGCUCAUCCUUCCCGCUGAAGAGGCCGCCUCCCUCCAAAACCACCAAUCUGUCAUCCAAGCCCUCUCCAGAAAAGGGAUCUAUGUCCUGGAGACCAACAACACACCAGUGUCUGAUCUGGAUCUCAGCUCGUCUCCCAUCAAAAUGAGUGCCCACAUCCACCUCAUCGAUGCUCUGAUGAUGGCCUACACAGCAGAAAUGAUCAGCAUAGAGAAGGUGGUGUCCUGUGUCAAACGCUUUUCAAACAUCAGUGCCUCCAAGGAACUUCCUUUUGACCUGGAAGAUGCUAUGAUCCUUUGGAUUAACAAGAUUAACAUAAAGAUGAGGGAACUGACAGAAAAAGAGUGUAAAAUGAAGCAGCACUUUCUGGAUUCACCCGGACACCACAAGUCUCCCUCCAAAUGGUACUGGAAGCUUGUACCUGUGCGGUACCGCAGAGAUCAUCUCUCAGGUCGCACUCUUCAGCACUUCCCUUUGCUAGAAGACAUAUUGAAGGAUGUGAGCGACGGCGCAGCCCUGCUUGCUUUGAUCCACUUCUAUUGCCCGGAUCUUAUUAGACUUGAAGAUAUCUGCCUGAAGGAGGUUCCCUCCAUAGCAGACAGCGUGUACAACAUCCAGCUGCUGAAAGAGUUUGCUAAUGAGUAUCUGAACAAGUGCUUCUAUCUGAACCCGGAGGAUCUGCUCUACUCUCCACCUGUAUUGAAGAAUAAUGUUAUGACGUUCAUUGCUGAGCUUUUCUGGUGGUUUGAGAGCGUGAAGCCAGACUUUGUACAUCCCAGAGACCUUCAGGAAAUCAAACAUGUGAGAGUGCUGCUGCAGCCCAAAAAUUCUCGUUCCUAUGUACCGAUUUCAAAUGUCACCAAACAAAGCUUCCUGCCCUCAUCAAACUCAGCGGACAUCUUGAUCACAACCCCGAGCAAUGACCCAAGCGCUAAAUCAACCUCUAGCCCAUCUUUCUCCUUACUGUCUCUGAGACAGAGACAACACAGCGUGGUUGAGAAGGGCACUUCAGAUUUGAGAGAUAGGUCAAACUCUACGACGCGAACAGAUGGACAACGUCAGGACUCAAUAUUGGCCCGGCCAGAAAGAAGGGCAAGACCUUUAUCUCAGCCAGUGCCGUAUGCUGUACAUUUUGCCAAGGAGGAUGAUGCAGACAGCAUCAGCCUCGCUCGCUCCAUCAGCAAGGACAGCUUAGCCUCUAACAUAAUGAGCAUUACCCCGAAACACAUACUGGGUUCCAGUCUGCCUCAGCACAGACUCAGUGGCCAAAGCCUGCUCACUCACAUGCGCAUCGAAGAUGAAGAGGAGGAAAUUGAGGAGGAGGAACUGGUUGCUGUUAUUCAUCCAUUUAGUCUUUCUCGACAUCGAAUCAUGAGCGACAUGGAGCAGGACGAGCUGGAAACGCAGAGUGCAACGGCGUCCAUCAGGGUUUCCGAUGCCUCUCGUGUUUCCCAUCAUGACGUGAGCCCCUUUGGUCACGACCACCAUGCAGACAGCUACUAUCUGGAGCCUUUGAUACCAACUGUCCCUAAGCCCGCCAAAGAGAAGGGUAUAUCUGAGAACAAGCAUGAGGAAAGCGGGGAGAGUUGCAGCAGGGCAGCAGUAACUGUAAAAAAAAAAAACACCAAUAUCCCAAACUCCUCAAAAAGGAAGUUCCCUGUGGUUGAUUCAGUACUCAGUUCUCCCAGACCCCCCACAGAGGGGUCAGUUGGCAGCUCCCAGUCUCCAGGCUUUUUUCUUCACUGGUUUGCUGAACCAGCAAAGCACAGUCCAUUCCCCAUUGUGAUGGAAGCAGGGCAUGACUCCGACUCUGACAUUGCAGACCUCGAGGAAGACGAUGAGGAAGACGAUCAGACAGAGCUGGAGAAGACACUGAAGGGGAAUCGUUUAGACGAGGGCUACAUGGCUGAAUUUGGAGACGGAGAAGUUGAGUCAGCCAAGCUUAGAGAAGACUUGAAGGUAAGCGAGCGUGAGGAUAAGGAAGAUGCAAGCGGACGUUCAAGUCCUUGUCCCAGCACUGUGUCGUGGGCGAGCAGCUGCAGCGCUUCGGGUAGCGCAGGGAUCAAGAUGACCAGCUUUGCAGAGAGAAAGCUGCUUAAACUUGGCCUUCGGGACGGAUACUCAAGUACAAGCAGUUCCCAAAAGACUACGCCGGAUGGAUCUGAGAUUCCUCCUCCUUGGCAGGCGAAGGAGCCUAGCACUAUGUUGGGGAAGAAUAUAAUGGUUAGUCCAGUUGUGCCUGCAGAGCUGCUUCAGCUUCACAUGCAGCUAGAAGAGCAAAGACGUGCAAUAGAAUAUCAGAAGAAGAAGAUGGAAGCCCUGUCAGCUAAGCAGAGACUAAAGCUUGGGAAAGCUGCAUUUUUGAAUGUUGUUAAGAAAGGUGCAGGGAGGAGUGACACACUUCCUUUACCUCUGAAACACUCCCAGGAAUCUUCUGUAUCAACGGCUGCAGAGAAGAGGAAAGCAAAGACCCAGCCUUGUAAAGACGAUUCAUGUCUUGAUGCUCUGAAGAGUCAAACAGACAGACGGAUGAUAAAUAGAGACAACAGCUGGAACUCCCUUUCACAGAGUAACAGCUCUGAACCAGAUUUCAAUGAAUGCUCUCGCUCCAUCGAUCUGCUCAAUCAAGCUAUAAGCUCUAUCCAGCAACAGAUGAUGCAGCUUUCCUUGCAGCAAGAUCUUCUGAUGAAGCAAGGUGUGGUUUCACCAUCAGAGAAUGCACAAACUAACAAAAGCACAGACUCCGGGAUAGACCCCAAAACACCCCAAACAGUAUCCUCUACCUCAGAGUCCAGAUCCUUUGCCGUUCAGUUUGUAGAUAUCGGUGGCAGCAAUUCAAUGCCUUCUCGCCGUCCCCCCAAACUUAGCUCCAGCCAUCGCAGCAAAGUGGCAGAGGGCAAACAAAAUAAAGAAAAUAACAGGUCACCUUUAAAUAAGUCCACCAACCCAUUCGCAGACAGUGCUACUUCUGCAAGAGAAUGGAAUGAUGGAGAAUUGGAGAUAGCCAAUGCUACUGGAGUUCAGCGGGUUCAGAGGAAUGCUACCUUCAAAGUCCAUGAAAGCACAGGAGAAGGAAAUGUGCACUUAUCAGGCAAACUAAAUUCACAGGACCCACCAGUUACCUCCAAGACAUCUGAAUCUACAUCACAGGAUCCCGAACAAGAGGAGGAACAAGCUGCCAACUACAGCAAACAAAAUGCUGGCGUCGAUGAGAGUGCCAAAAUCAGGAGUCAGCUGAUCGAGGUCGACCUGUCAGAGAUUAAGGAUCCAGUGGAGGAUGGCAGUGAAGAUAUCGCAGACAGCACAGCAGAAGCUGACCAGAAAGGAGUACUAGGCUUUUUCUUUAAGGAUGAUGAGAAGGCAGAGGAUGAAAUGGCAAAACGCCGCGCUGCCUUCCUCCUCAAACAGCAGCGCAAAGCUGAGGAGGCGAGACUCCGGAAACAGCAGCAAGAAGUGGAGAGCGAGAUCAAACGUGACGAGGCUCGGCGUAAAGCAGAGGAGGAGCGUAUUCGUAAGGAGGAGGAGAAGGCCCGUCGAGAGCUUAUUAAACAGGAGUAUCUGCAAAGAAAACAGGAAGCCAUUAUGGAAGAACAGGGUCUGGUAAAGCCCCGCACCACAAAAGCCCGCCGGAACAGACCCAAAUCCAUGCACCGGGGAGAUUCCAGCAGCCUUUCAAAAGGAUCCACCACACGUGAUUCUCUGAAGGUGUCUAUGUUAAUCAAAAACCAGAGUUCAGGAGCACUCAGCAGGGGAGCUGAUCUGAGUUUUAGUCAUCGAGGAUCAACACUGUCCCUGGCGACUGAUGCAGACAGCGUUAUCUCUGGUGGGGCAGAAUCAAAGAGGGCCGCGUCUGUGUGCUCUGUGGAUUCGUUCCCAAUGCUGAGCAGGGCUUCCAGCAGGAACAUGGAGCGGGACUGGGAGAAUGGAUCCAUAGCCUCUUCCAUCACUUCAAUAGAGUACAGUGGUCCUAAACUCUUCAAGGAGCCAAGCUCAAAAUCCAACAAGCCAAUCAUCAUCAAUGCCAUCGCCCAUUGCUGCCUGGCUGGGAAAGUUAAUGAGGUUCAGAAGAAUGUUAUCCUUGAGGAGUUGGAAAAGUGUGAAUCCAACCACCUGUUCAUCCUCUUUCGCGAUGGCGGGUGUCAGUUCCGCGCCAUUUACACAUACUCACCAGACACCGAGGUGAUCGUCAAGUACACGGGCACGGGGCCGCGCACCAUUACCCGAAAGAUGAUUGACAAGCUGUACAAAUACAACUCAGACCGCAAGCAGUUCACCGUGAUCCCUGCCAAGACCGUGUCCGUUAGUGUGGACGCUCUGACCAUUCACAAUCACCUGUGGCAGAUCAGGAGACCAGGGAGCGCUCGGAGAAAAUGAGAAGGACUUACACAUUUUCUGUUUGUGUUUAAUAAGCUACAGUUGGGCAGGACCCACAAAUGUUGGAGAAAACUGAUGGGGUUAGAGAGGAAGUUAGAUAGUCUGUGGCAGUGUGAGUAUAAAACACCUACCAACUCACUGUACUCUGUCUGUUCAUUUUAUCACCCUUUUAUUAUGCAUGCCACACUUUGGUAUUUUAAUUUGAUUAUAACCUGUUGCCACCAAGUCUUAUCCUGCUGAAUCUCCUUCCAGAAGCAAACAUGCUUCUGACCCAAAAUGCAGCUUGAGGCAGGCUGUGAUGAACCAAGUCAAGUUUUUUUUCAGCUUUGCAUAAAAAAAAGCAAAAAAACCCAUCUACUGAGAUUCCUCCAGACGGCGCAUACAGAGACUGCAUCUGCUACUGGUACCUGCUUUUAUAAAGAAGGAGCUGAAGAUACUUUGAGGGUAUGUAUGGAAUAAAUGUUAGCAGUAUUCAUCUAGUUCAGUGUGUUAGCAGAUGUGAAUGGUUGUGUGGAUUAGGGAUCAAGCAUUGCUCUGAUGCUUAUGCUUUAAAUCUUAAUUAUUAAUUUAUUUUGUUUAAUUUUUGUAUUCAAUUUUGGACCUGUUUGCUAUUGUUACAAGAGAGAGCAGGACCAGGAACAGUGGUCUCACAGUAAGGGAAAUAUUCUAUUCAUCCUACACAUAGUGUUCUUUGGACUACAUUACAUUAUACCAUCUGUGUGUGAUAAUUCAUUAACUGAUUAAAUCCAUUCAUCAAAAACAACUAAGUUAUAUAACCAAGCUGUUUGCUGCUCAUAUUUUGUCUGGUCAGAUGUAAAUGUUUGAUGCAGCCCCUGUGACACAGCUAUUUUCUGCUAACGGCCAAUUGUCAGUGUUGGUAUAAUGUUUGGAAAACUGCACUAUACUUGAUAUAUUUGUUUGCUGAAUUUUGUACAUUUUUGAACAGUAUUUUCUGUACAUUACGUAAAAGUUCUGUUUACUAAAAAAAGGAGGCAGUAUUUUAAAGUUUAUGUUACAAGAUGUUAUGUCUGAUUUCAGUUAUAUAUUUUAUGUUUGUUUAUUUUGAAGAGAUAUAAUAAAAUACAACGAGGGACAUUUUUCUUGCUAAAGUUGGA